Lactuca sativa (garden lettuce) is the source of this 2504-nucleotide messenger RNA. Its product is annotated as xyloglucan galactosyltransferase MUR3. Lineage: Eukaryota; Viridiplantae; Streptophyta; Magnoliopsida; Asterales; Asteraceae. Gene Ontology annotation, molecular function: glycosyltransferase activity. The record is from RefSeq and is a predicted model, not a curated record.
AUAUGGCAGAAUAUGCGGGAAGAACUGAUUUGACCAGGAAUCGGAAUGAUUACCGGAAAGAAGCCUCCACGCGGCACACGCUUAGUGGCUACCACAUUGCUUUUGGAAAAAGUAGUAAAAUACCAUAUGCAUACAAUGCGCUAAUGACGCUAACAUAAGCUUCGUCUUCAUCCUUGGACUACCCAUUACUACGUAUUCACUCUACAGAGCAUUUUAUUACCCCGUUGUCGCCACCACUACAUCUCAUUCUCUCCUUACAAAUAAUCCCAUAAAUCAUCCCCCCUGGUCAGUCUAACCUCCAUCUCAUUAAUUUACGGGAGUUCGAAUCAUAAGUACAGAAUUUGCAGCGUUAAUCGAUCAUAGUUUCUUGAUUGAACGAAACUUACAUUCAUUACGUGGAGAUUUUCAAUGAUCUGUUUUUUCUGAAAUCUAACAAGACGCCAAUUCAUUCACCGGCCAGCAAUAGCAUCCAUGGAGAAGGGGAGCGGCCAUGUGUUCCAACAGUCAUCUAUAUGUGUAUUUGGAUUACUUUGUGCUCUCUUUUGGUUUUGCUUAUUAUACUCCCCUUUCGGUGUUUUCCAAGGUAGAACUUUCUGGAGCAGCAGUCUUCAAAUCAGUCCCACCUCAAACCAAUCUAGGAUUCAAGAAUCUAUACCUAUUCCUGUUGUUAGUCACGAACCCGAGAAUGUCGAAUCCGAAUCGGCUGUUUCUCCAUCCAAAACCCCAAAGGUUUUCCCUUUUAUGAAAGCAUUAAGAACCAUAGACAAUAAGAGUGACCCCUGUGGUGGAAGGUACGUUUAUGUUCAUGAUCUUCCUUCCAGAUUCAAUGAAGAUAUGGUGAAGGAAUGUGGUGGCAUUAACAGAUUCUUCGAUAUGUGUAAGUUCAUUAAUAAUUCUGGGCUUGGACCGCCAUUAGAGAAUACGGAAGGUGUGUUUUCCGUUAAUGGAUGGUACGCCACCAAUCAGUUCACCCUCGACGUCAUCUUCAGAAACCGAAUGAAACAAUACGAAUGCCUGACCAACGAUUCGUCAAUGGCAGCCGCCAUUUUCGUUCCAUUUUACGCAGGGUUUGAUGCUUCGAGAUAUCUUUGGGGGUAUAACACAUCCGUAAGGGAUGCUGCGUCGCUUGAUCUUGUUGAUUGGUUGCAGAAUAGAGAUGAAUGGAAAGUGAUGAACGGAAAAGAUCAUUUUCUCGUCGGAGGAAGAAUCACUUGGGAUUUCAGGAGAUUAAGCAACAAAGACACCGAUUGGGGAAACAAUUUCUUAUUCUUACCAGCUUCCAAGAACAUGUCAGUUCUUCUCAUAGAAUCAAGUCCAUUUAAUUCAAACGAUUUCGCCAUUCCAUACCCUACUUACUUCCAUCCAUCAAAAGAUUCCGAUGUUUUCACUUGGCAAAACCGGAUGAUGAAACUUGACCGGAAAUGGCUGUUCUGUUUCGCCGGAGCUCCACGUCCAGGUAACCCGAAAUCAAUUCGAAGUCUUUUAAUCGAUCAAUGCAAGAAUUCAAACUCCGGGAAGCUUUUAGAAUGUGGAAAUGAUGAAAGCAAGUGUCAUUCCCCAAGUAAUAUAAUGAAAAUGUUUCAACGUUCGGUUUUCUGCUUACAACCACCUGGCGAUUCAUAUACACGAAGAUCAGCUUUCGAUUCGAUUUUGGCAGGUUGUAUCCCGGUUUUCUUUCAUCCCGCUUCGUUUUACACGCAGUACACGUGGCAUCUCCCGAAGAAGUACACAAAGUAUUCCAUUUUUAUCCCGGAAGACGAUAUUCGCCGGAAUAUCAGCAUCGAACAGCGGUUAGGUCAAAUCGAUUCCGAAACUGUAAAGAUGAUGAGGAAGGAGGUGGUGGAUUUGAUUCCGAGGUUGAUAUAUGCAGAUCCUCGUUCCAGAUUGGAGAGUUUAAAAGAUGCAUUUGAUGUAUCUGUGGAAGCGGUUAUCAACAAGGUGACGAAAUUGAGAAAGGAUUUGGUUGCUGGGCGGAGGAAUAAUGGUGGUUUUAUUGAAGAACUUAGUUGGAAAUAUGCCUUGCUAGAAGAAGAAGAAGAAGAAGAAGAAGUUGAGGAGAGUGCGGGUGUUCAUGAAUGGGAUCCCUUUUUCUCUAAACCAAAACAGCAAACAUGAUCUGAAUUAGGUUUACACUUGCUUCUCUUAGAAUUUAUAUGAUCCUUGAUUAGUAGUUGAUUUUUUUAAAUGAAUUUAAAUAUGCCAUCAAUUCAUUAUAAUUAUUAGGGAAAUUGAGUAAUGAUGCAGGGUAACCCAGAACUUGAUAAAACAAUCACAGACAUGUUGAUUCACACACAAAUACCAACUCUAACUCUUCCAAACCUGUUGAUUCACAAUGACGACAUGAAUACCGGAUUAAGGCAACAAUACAAAAUCUUGACGGGAAUUAGGUAUUGGAACAAACAUGGAACAAUUUUUUUUCUCCAAAAACCUAUCCUUCUGUCAAAAUAAUGAGUUUUAAACAGGAACAAAAAGCCCAAAGACAAACACAAAACCCAAGUCAAAAU